This is a messenger RNA of Vigna unguiculata (cowpea), 1746 nucleotides long. Its product is annotated as actin protein 2/3 complex subunit-like protein. NCBI's taxonomy places the organism in Eukaryota, Viridiplantae, Streptophyta, Magnoliopsida, Fabales, Fabaceae. The record is from RefSeq and is a predicted model, not a curated record.
CAUAUCAUGAAAUCAUGAGUUAAGAAGAUUUUCCCUCCAAAUUGUGAUUGACUCAAGCAAAGUAAACCCAUCAAAAUAAGUUGUGUAGAACAUAAAAAUACAUUUGCUUGGUGAUGUUGCCGCUUCUCUCACAAAACUGUGCAACUUUUCAAAUUACCAAUAUCAAAUUCCAACUCGGAACUCUGUGAUGGACAUGAACGAUCCUUUGGAUUUCGAGUUAGAAGACGACCUUCUGAAAUCCCCUGCAAUUAACACUAAAAGGAAAAAAAUUAUUGGGUUGGAUGAUCUUCUUAAAGAUCAUUACAAAGAACAGAACAAGCUUCUAGAGAGGAGGAAAAAACAGACAAAGGCCAAUACUAAGGCAAAUAAGAGGAAGACUUCCUACGAUGACGAAGAUAGCAAGGAAGCCAAGUUGACUAGGCUAGUUGAGAAAUGUCACAAACAGUUGAAAGCUUUUGGUGAAGAAGAAGACAUUCCACCCUGGGGAGUAAAGGUUUUUGGAGAUAAGAAAGCUUUUCCCCCUGUGGAGUUUCCUGAUCUUACAUGCUGUAACCUUUUAAACUCCUUUCUGAACAACAAGCUAAAUUCUGUGGUGGAAUUGACUGUGGACAAAGGAGAUAUAUUUCUUGAAGGGUUACUAGUUAAUGGUUGGCUUUCAAAAUUAGUUUUUGUGUGUGGUCAUGUAGAAAAAUCAGUUGCCAUCUGGGCGUUCAACACAAUGUUAUAUUCAUCAAAAGAAGAGCUUUUCAGCUCUUCCACCGACUUUUGGUGUGCAAUUCUCUCUUCUGAAGAGGAGGUCAAUCAAAUGCCGGUCAAAAUUGAUUGGUUUCCUGAAUAUGCAGAUUUAAGAAGAGCUCUGGACAUUUACGGGUUCCUCUUUAAAUUUUCUUCCAGCUCAGAGCCAAAUAGCUUAGAUUCUGACGUUGAAGGAAGACCACCUCAAAACACUAGAGCUUGGAUCAGAUUUGUCACUGUUUGUUGUCUGAUAAGGAGUAAAAAGGAAAUCUUCUCUACUGUAGAAGCUGAAGAGAUAGUUGAAAUUAUUAUUUGUCUAUUCCUUGAUCGCCAGUUUCUGGGUUUGUUGGUGCUUUUAAAGGACUGCAUGGAAGCGAUUGUCAAUUACUUUACUGACCAGGAAUGGUGCUCAAGUUGUGAGAACAUAGCUAAAUUCAUUGCUUGCAGAGUCUCAAAGGAUUUGAAUUGCAUCCAGACUAUUGAAUGUAUAUCAGAAGCUACACCUCGUUGCAAGCAACUUAGGAGUGCUGUUGCUUAUCAAACACUGCUUUCUUGUUUUGAUGGAGUUAACAGUGGAGAAGAGAUCCUCAGGUCUUUUACAGAAAUUAAUUUCAAAGACAGAAGUUGUGACUUCUACAAUAUGUAUAUUCACUUAGUUUUGACAGAGAAUUGGGUUAUAUCCAACUCAUUAAUCGAAGACAAUCCAGUAAUCUAUGAGAUGUUCUGUCUUUACCUUCAAAAUUGUUCCACCUUAAUUUCAGCAACCAACCUACGUUCAUAUGCAUCAAAGGUUCGUCACAGGGCUUCAUAUCUUCUGCACUUCUCCAUCUACAAAUAAUUGGUUUCAGUUAUCUUUAGCCUCCUGCACAUUCCCAGAAUCAAUUCAUGUAUAAUUUUUUCAACCAGAGGAAAGAAAGAAAGUUGGGUGUGAUCAAAAUAUUUUGACGAAAGCUGUCAAAUUACAUGUAAAACAGUAUCUUAAGUUAAAAUUCACGAUUACCUUAUUUUCUC